Parus major (Great Tit) is the source of this 2126-nucleotide messenger RNA. RefSeq names its product glycoprotein integral membrane 1 (gene GINM1). Bases 100 to 1293 code for a protein of 397 amino acids. The record is from RefSeq and is a predicted model, not a curated record. NCBI's taxonomy places the organism in Eukaryota, Metazoa, Chordata, Aves, Passeriformes, Paridae. The transcript has 9 exons.
CCGGGGCAGCGACAGGGGCCGGGACAGCGACAGGGGCAGGGCCGGGCAGGCCGGCCCCCUCCCGUCACCACCCCCGCUUCCUCCCGGCCCCGCCUGUUGAUGUUUCACUUGCUUUUAAUUCCCGGGUCGCAAGAUGGAGGCGGCACUGGGACGCCGAGAGCUGCUGCUGCUGCCGCUGUCGCUGCUGCUGCCGCCUCUGGCCGCCGCUCUGCUGGGCCCGGCCGCGCCGCUGGGACAGGAGAUGCAUCACCUGAGAUGGUGGUGAGGACAGACGUCUCCCAAGGACAUGCUGCAAGGACAGACAGAUCACGCAGCAGAGGCAGUCCGACCAUCUGUGUCCAUCAGAACAAGGAGCCCAGCUCAUUCUUCCCAGCUGAGUUCUUGUAUCUCUCAUGCUUGUCCAGCUCUUCCUUGCUUGCUCAAGAAGCAAUCAGAGUUGGUGUUAUGAUGCUGAACACCAGUGGAGAAUUUCACAAAGGACAGGUUCUUUUUAACAUCACCUAUGUUAAUGGACAGGUAUAUCUAAAUGACUUUCCUAUGAAAAGUGGCGUUGCCCACAUAAUGUGUCAAACAAUAAUACUGGAGAACAGAAGCUUGGAUAACAUACCGGAUCAGCAGCGCCUGGGAACCGUCAGUGUUCGCAUCAUGGUUCACGAGUGGCCUUUGGCAUCUACUUCAGAUUUGCAGCUGAUUGUCAUUCAGGAAGAAGUGACAGAAAUUGAUGGAAAACAGGUUCAGCAGGAAGAAGUAACAGAAAUAGAUAUUUUAGUAAAGGACCUGAGAGUACUUAGACACUCCAACUACACCGUCCCUUUGAAAGAGAGCAUGCUGUAUUCCAUGCCAAGGGAUAACGAUAUAUUAUUUACACUGCCCAACCUCUCUGGAAAAGAUAUUCAAGAUCCACUGCAAACUACCAGUCAGUACCUCAUCCAGCAAGUAGAAACUACAGUGGAUGAAGAGACAUUACCUGGCAAGUUACCAGAGACCCCUCUUAGGAUAGAGCCUCCAUCUUCUUACAAGGUGAUGUGCCAGUGGGUGGAAGACUUGAGAAAAGGGUUGUGCAGAUUCUGGUUUCAGUCUUUACCCAUCUUGUUUAGUUUCAUGGAAGUUGUUAUUGUUGGAGUUGUUGGAGCAGCUCUUAUUAUCAAAGUCUUAAAGGUGAUUCUUCCUUCCUGUGAAAAUAAAGGCAUCCUUCUCCUGGAUCAAGUCAGCUUUGUACCUGUGACUACCAUCAGCCUGCCUUCAGACCUUUCAGACAGGAAAAAUAAUUUAGAUGAGAAAUCAUGUACUUAAUACUGUAUUUACUUUGGAGUUACUGUUUUUUAAAAAACACUCUUUUAGUUGAUCUGAUAUUUGGCACCUAAUCUUAAUACCUUGGUUUUUUCCUACUAAGAAAACUAAGUCAGUUGAUUAAUUGAUAAAGGGCCGCUCAGGCUGAAGCCCAGAGCUGACUUCCUUGUGCCUCUCCAUAAACAAGCAGCCUUUUCAGAAGCUUCAAAAUUGAACAGCCUCCUUUUCAGAAGCUUCAAAAUAGAACAGCUUUCCACCCUGAGGGCUACCAUUGGUUUUAACUUCUGUGAAGUCACUUUGCCACACCACGGACGGGAUGCUGGCUGCCUUCAUGCCCAUAAACUAAGUCAGCUGUCCUGACUAACAAGAUGAUGAAAUUCAGGGUGUCCUUAAGUCCACAGAUAGCAUUCUUCAGAAAAAGAUGAGGGAAUAUUGCAAACAUCAGCUGUGCCUGCAAACCUAAGCAAACCUGCCCCAGCUGGUUCCAGGUCUCAUAGGGUUGAGUGUGUCUUGCAAGGAAGAUACCACUACCAAACAUUUGUGCUACUCUAAAGAUCUGACAUUUUAUAUAUGCAAAACAAAAAUUUGAAUGGCAGAUUUAUAUUUCAAGCACUUUACAUUUUUAUGGUCCCUUCCACUCAUAAAAAUUGUUAGCAGUUGUAACCAGCUUGCUUUUUGCAUCUGUGACAGCAGUACUCUACGGAAAGUCCCAAAAGAAAAAGGAAAAUUCCAUUAAAUUCUACAGAAAUACUGGCUGAACUAUUGCUGAGUAGGCCCAGUCUGCUCGUGCCAGUUUGUACUGUUAACAUUUUUCAAAUAAACAUUUAAAUUGUUUA